AUGGUUUAUCCAGAGAGCAAGAGUUUGGCUGAAUUCUAUCCCAUGGUUGGUGGACAUGGAGCUCAUAGCUAUGCUAAAAAUUCUUCUCAACAGAGGGUAGUGGUGGAUGCUACAAAGGAAAUGGUGAAAGAAGCCAUGGCUGAUAAGCUCGACUUUGAGGUCCCCGGAUUUGAAAAUUCCACAGCAUUUCAGAUAGCGGAUCUGGGAUGUUCCACUGGGCCUAGCACCUUCAUCGCCAUGCAAAACAUUAUCGAAGCUGUUGAGCAAAAACACCAAAACCCUUCAGCCCUAGAAUUCCAAGUCUUCUUCAAUGAUCGCUUCGACAAUGAUUUCAACACUCUCUUUAAAUCCCUUCCUCCUUCAAGGAAAUACUUUGCCACUGCUGUUCCAGGCUCUUUCCAUAGCCGCUUGUUUCCCAAUUCCACUCUUCAUUUUGUGUACUCCUCCUAUGCGUUGCACUGGCUCUCCAAGGUCCCAGAAGAGAUUCAGGAUAGUGAACCUCCUGCGUGGAAGAAAGACAGCAUUCAGUGUACAGGAUUUGUGAAAGAGGUGGCCGAGGUUUAUGCAGCUCAGUUCAAAAAUGACAUGGAGUGCUUUCUGAAUGCUAGAGCUGAAGAGCUUGUGGAGGGAGGAUUAAUGGUGAUCAUAUUAUCUGCUUUACCAGAUGGGAUCCCCAUGUCCAGGACUACUAAGGGUAAAACUUAUGGUUUAUCGGGAUCUUGCCUCAUUGACAUGGCCAAGACGAACCUAGCUGUUUUUGAGGGGCUUAUCAAGGAACAUUUCGGCAGUAAGGCUGUUGACCAGUAA
Molecule: messenger RNA, 807 nt
Organism: Mangifera indica (mango)
Lineage: Eukaryota; Viridiplantae; Streptophyta; Magnoliopsida; Sapindales; Anacardiaceae
Product: loganic acid O-methyltransferase-like
Exons: 4
Coding region: 1-807 (268 amino acids)
Biological process (GO): methylation
Molecular function (GO): S-adenosylmethionine-dependent methyltransferase activity
Source: RefSeq, a predicted model, not a curated record